Magallana angulata is the source of this 3647-nucleotide messenger RNA. RefSeq lists its product as uncharacterized. Gene Ontology annotation, biological process: proton transmembrane transport. The coding region runs from base 178 to 1488 and encodes 436 amino acids. Lineage: Eukaryota; Metazoa; Mollusca; Bivalvia; Ostreida; Ostreidae. Gene Ontology annotation, cellular component: plasma membrane. The transcript is spliced from 10 exons. Gene Ontology annotation, molecular function: voltage-gated proton channel activity. The record is from RefSeq and is a predicted model, not a curated record.
CGGUGGGGAUGGCUGCUAUGCAAGAAACAGAAAACUUAAUGAAGCUGGGAUUUAGUGAUGAUAACUCGCAGUUAAUUAACUAAUUAACUUGAGAAAAACUUUGCAUCAAAGUUUUUUUCGGACACUUGUAAGAAUUAGAUUUGUUUAUUUGGUUUUUAUCUGUAACUCUAACUGGCGAUGACUUUUACAAAUAACAAUCCUGAAAAAGGGAAACCCGAACUUGUUCAGAACGGAAAGAUACCUGAGGGGAAAGAGAAACCACCAAAGAAAAGCAAAAGAUGUAGGAAGCGCCUUUCGCAACUUCUACACACCCACGUGGUUUUGAUCGCCGUUUGCGUCCUCAGUGCUCUUGACGCCGGCUGUGUUCUGGGACAAAUCAUCUGCGAUAUACUCAUCAUGUCAGAAAAGCUUCAUGACAGCGAUACAAUGAAGUCCGAGGCCUUGUCAGUGUUAAUGAAGGUGUGUCACGGGGCAAACUUCAGUGUACACGGUCACCCACCCUCACUGGAGGAAGCGAUGGCGAUCGUCAAGGGUCACUCCUGUUACUCCGCCAACGUCUCUACUGGCCACAGCGCGGAGGGUCAUCACCGCCUCAUGUAUAACUAUGCAACUUCUAACCGCGAAAGCGUGAUACACCACAGAUCUAAGCGAGCUUCCGGUUCCGGUUCCAGCGAUCACAGUCACGCUGAGCAUACUCUUGUGGAGCAUCUUACCCACGCCUUCCAUCUGGGCAGUCUUGUUAUUUUAUCACUUCUUGUUUUUGAGACUUUCCUAAAAAUAUUCGCAAUGGGAAGCCAUUUUCUCAAUCACAGACUUGAGGUAUUUGAUGCAUUUGUGGUCACUGUGUCCUGGAUUCUCGAUCUGUCGUUCUACGAAGGAAUUUGGGCACAACCCGGGUCAGAGGCGGCCACCAUUCUGAUCAUUAUUUUACCCUGGAGGGUUAUAAGGAUAGUGAACAGUUUUGUUCUGGUGAUAAAAGAGAAAGAUUUAGUGAUACUUAAAGUUAUCAAGCAACAGUACAGACGUAUGGUGAAGCGGGGAAAAGAACUAAACAACAAGCUAGAACAAUAUAGAAUUGAGCUUCGACAGCUUCAGGGUCUCUGUCGCAAAUACAGAGCCCCGGAACCGGAAAUUACAGCGUGUGCACCGAUGGGAAAGCGACGUCGCAGUAGCGUCAUGUCUGGAAUGUCUAGCUUUGCCUCCAUCGCCAUGAUAGGAGCGGUAGGAAGUCAGCCCGACCUAGGUCGACAGUCCUCAUCAGACGAGGACGACGACGAUAUCCCGACCCCCACGGCCUCGCAGAUCAAAGAGGCCAAUCAAAUGUUACGGUCCGUGUCCUCGGACAGUAGUUUCCUGGAUGGCGGAAUGUCCGAUACCGUCACGUUUUCAUUAUCCCCUGAUCCUACAAGUCCUAACGGCCAAUCAAAUCCUGUGUUUACGUAUGACUUUGAAGCGCCGACUUUAAAAAAUGAUUCAACAAAACUGUGAGAUCUCCCAUGAUCAAAGUAACGACAGGUAGGUGUUAUGUAGAGCUUUUUAAGAUAUAUUUUUCCAUGCUCCCAAAAAUAAUUAACGUUUAUGUACAAAUUUGUACAAAUAUUUUUCAAGUUUUAAAUUAUACAUGUAAACAUUUAAACAAAUAUAUUAAAGAGUCUUUGAAGUGUUUAGAAUUACUCUGUCUAUUGCUUUAAAUCACAGCGUAAGAGCAAUACUAGUAAAUAGAUGUACAUGUUAUGCAUCCUGUUUUUACAAAACAAAAAUUUCUUUGUUACGAGUUAAGCGCCAAUGUUGCCUACAUCUUUUUUUCUUUAAAAGUUGAUCAAAUUCGAUACUAAGGCUACACUUGUUAGGUUCCCUCAAUAUAUAUAUAAGUACUGAAAUAUAAACUAUUUGUAUUUUCAGGUGAUGGGAGGUGUCCACACUUCUACUGUUUCUGUGAUAAUUUUUAUGAUAAAUGUUAUCUGUUGUAUAUCCGCUGUUGGAGAUGACUAAAUAAAACAGUAUAUUUGAGACAUACAUGUACACAAUAGAAAGAACUAACAAUGUUAAACAAAUCCUAGAAAAUUCACCUGAAUAUCCGUCUCUUAAUAUAGUGUUGCUCUAUUGAAAACCAAGAUGUUUGAUUAAAAGAUAGUGUUUUGUACGAGGCAUUCUGCUGUGAAAAGUUAACAUUGGAGUGUCUAUAUCUGGAGACCUGGCCUGUUUUACAUGUUUUUUUUUAAGGGGAACUGGAUUUUUAAAAAAAUCAGUAUAUUAACAACUAUUAACAAGUGGGAUAUGUUCGUAUAGUGUGAACCAUCUUCCCUGUGUAAAUUUAUAGAUUGCGUCAACGUUACCCCCCCCCCCCCCCCCCCAGUAAUUUGCGUAUUGUAAUAAAAACAUUCACCGAAAAUCUCUGUUUCAAUCUUGUUGAAAAAGUGUAUUCAAUGUACAUUAAAAAUCAAAGUACUGAAGUACUGACGGGAGUUGAUUUUUUUGUUUUCGUUCAGCCAGAUGCUCGGUUGUCUCCAUUAAUCUCAAACAAACAAGAGAAUGUGUACACCAGGUCACGUGAUAGCUUGAUGACGCGACCUCUAAAUAUAGAAUUACUCUCUGCUUGUCGGAGAUUAACGGAGACAGCCGAUGGUUGAACGAGACUUUAUUGAACUCUGGCGUAUGAAUACAUACGACUGCAAAAAAAUAUCUAAAUUGUUUGCACUAUUUAACAAACAAAUUUCUUAAAAACCAAUGCUUCAAGCUACAUUUCAUCGAAUUUAUCGAUUAUUUCCAAGAACUAAAUCUUGUCAGCGGUGAUGAUUUGUGCUUAGAUCAAAACACUGUUUCACUUUCGGUUUCCCAGAGUAACUCCAUAGAGAGGUUGAUUAAAAUCAACUCCCAAAAAUUAGUGACGACACUCGAGCGCGUGUAUAUUCCGCUUUCAGGUGGUUCUUCCCGACACCAUUGCCAUUUCACAGGACAUGAUCAUUCGUGAUUUUAAUGAAACGAGGUUUCGAAAUAUUCAACAUAAAAAUCAUAAUAGUCCAAAGACAUAUCGCUUAUCGAAUUCAAUUUCACGAAUGCAAUUGAUAUUUGAUACCAAUGCAAACGUCGUCAGGAAUCCACAGGCUUGCUGACAAAGAACUUUCUCAAUCUACUUUUCUUCUCUAGUCUGAAAAUUCUGCAUUAUAUUGCAUUUAUAUUAAUUCUUCUCGUAUAUGUAUAUUUAACCAUGCCAACUAAGCCAGAUGAAUUUAAAUAGUUAAGCGGAAAUUACAAAUUUAUAGAGUUUAGGUAGGGACUAUAGUUUGUUGCGGGAGAUUUUCAAGAAAAAAAUAAACAUUUUUCAAUAGUUUUAGAUUACUAGUUCUGUAAAUUUAGCUUGGUAAAUUUUCAAUGCAGAGCAAUAGUUUGGGUAUUGGGAUUUCGAAAAAACAUAUUUGUACAGUUUAUUGAUAUUUCUAUUGACAUAUAUUGGCAUGUUUAUAUUUCAUAAAAUAAAAAAAGUAAACUCCAAUUAUUGCCUAAAAUUAGCUUACUCCAUGCCAUAUCUUAAAGUUUACAUAAUUGACCCACACUUUUUGUUAUUUUUUUUAAUUAUUAAGAAUUGUUUGCCAUGUAUGUUAUAAUUUGAGUAAAAGUUUUCGAUUAUUAAACCUUUUUCAAAAAUA